AUGUUUGAACAUUCAGUCAAGGUACCAAGACAUUACAAAAUUGCUGCAAAUAUUUUUAAGAAAGUUGCUACUGAAGGCGGCAGCGUUAAGACUUUGUUGUACGACGAUAAACUUCGGCAUUUCAGGACGAAUGUGCUUUAUGCACUGAUAACAGAAACAAUCAAACAUGCGAGUCACAUAAACAAAAUAUUCGAGAACUGUAAAAUAUUAGAAAACGAAUCACGUUUAGACCCAUGGCUAGCCAAAAUUCUGACAGCAGAACUCCUAUUCGGCAAAAAGGCUCUACCUGGCAAAAGCAAGCCGGAGCAAACAGUCCUCUCAUACAAAGACCAGUUUGAGAAAUUUUCAUCUGAGCACAAAGACGACUUCAAGACUGAAGUUGCUCCCAGGCCAAGGUAUGUCCGUAUCAACACCAACCUUCUUACAACAUCAGACGCAAUCAGAGCAUUCCAAGAUGAAGGGUACCGCUUCAUACGGUGUACUUCAGGAUCCUAUGCAGACUACUUGGAACAGAUACAAAACCUUACAGAGGAAGACUUCACACAGGACUACCAUGUGAAGACUAUGUUUGUCUUCGCAGCUGGAACCAAACUCCAUGAACAUGAACUCUAUUUGGAAAAUAAGAUUAUUCUGCAAGAUAAGGCUACUGCAAUGGCAGUACAUCUGCUGGCCCCUCCACCGGGCAGCGUGGUGUUGGACAUGUGUGCAGCGCCGGGCAUGAAGACCACACAGUUAGCUGCCUUCUUGAGAAACAAUGGUCGCAUAUAUGCAGUAGAGAGGGAUGAAAAGAGGCACCGAGUGCUGUGUGACUUCGUUCACAAAACUGGAUCGACAUGCGUUGAGCCUUUGCACAAAGACGCUCUGGAAAUCAAGAAGGGAGAUUUGGAUAAAGUCGAGUACAUUCUUCUGGACCCAAGCUGUUCAGGGUCAGGAAUGGACUUCUGCGUACACAGCUACAUAGAAAGCUCAAGACUUGCAAGACUGACAUCUUUACAAGAGAAAUUCUUGAAACACGCUAUGAACGCCUUUCCCAACUGUAAGCGAAUUGUCUACAGCACUUGUUCCUUAUACCCAGAAGAGAACGAAAGAGUUAUUACAAACGUGGUGAAGACCUCAAGAGCCAAGUGGAGGGUCCAAGAUGUCAAAGAACUAUUAAAAGGUCAGUGGAACAACUUUGGUUCGGGAAUGUACGGCUCAAUAGGUACCAGAUGUUUGUACUCAAGACCAGAUUCUGAUUUCACUACUGGGUUCUUCUUAGCUGUUCUCGAUAGGGACCCCAAAGAUAUGGAGAAGAGUUUGAAUGCAGAAAAACAGUCACAGAAGCAAUGGCAAGCUGCCAAUAAAGGAAAAUCGCAAAAAAAGGAAAAUAUAAACGAUAAUAACAAUGACAAUGGAGUUGGUGAAGAAAAUAAUGAGAGCAGCCAAGAUUUAAUGGACGAAAAAGUCGAACGGAAAUCUAAAAAGAAGAAAAAUAAAUCAAAACUUAUUGUAGAUGAACAUACAGAAACUGAUCAGAACAACACACAGGAAACCGAAAUAACAGACGAAGCUCCGAAAAGGAAGAAAAAGAAACGUAAACACGAUGACAAUAGUGUAGACCAUGUUAUAGAACAAUUGGAUGAUUUAAGCGUAGAAUGUGAAAUAGAGGUUCCUAAAAAGAAGAAGAAGAAGAAGAAAGAUAAACAUGCAGAAGAAAUAAAUCAUAUCAGUAUAACAAUAGACACUUCUGCAACUAACGGUGAAACAGAACAUAAACAGAAGAAGAAGCGAAAGAAAGAUUUAGAACAUGAAGACGAUGGAGAAAUAAAAGUAAAAAAUAAGAAAAACAAGUCCAAAAAGAGUGAUUCACAAGAAACAGAGAUGGAAUAUGCAGAUUUAGAAUUGGAAGCGCCUAAAAAGAAAAAGAAGAAGAAAUCUAAAGAUGAUUGA
Spodoptera littoralis (African cotton leafworm) is the source of this 1929-nucleotide messenger RNA. Lineage: Eukaryota; Metazoa; Arthropoda; Insecta; Lepidoptera; Noctuidae. The record is from the annotation of a GenBank genome assembly.